This is a messenger RNA of Heterostelium album PN500, 7407 nucleotides long. RefSeq names its product putative polyketide synthase (gene pks23). The coding region runs from base 1 to 7407 and encodes 2468 amino acids. Gene Ontology annotation, molecular function: acyltransferase activity; oxidoreductase activity. The record is from RefSeq and is a predicted model, not a curated record. Lineage: Eukaryota; Evosea; Eumycetozoa; Acytosteliales; Acytosteliaceae. The transcript is spliced from 3 exons.
AUGGAUUUUAAUUUUUCAUCGGAUAAUGAUGUUGCAGUAGUUGGAAUAGGUUUACGUUUUCCAGGAAAUGUAAAUUCACCACAACAAUUUUGGGAGGCUUUGGAAAAAUCAUUUGAUGGAAUCAUGAAAGUUCCAAAAGAAAGAUGGUCAGAUACUUACGUCCAACAUCAAUUGAUUUCAACCGAAAAUGCUGGUUUGUUAGACCUCGAAGAAUGGAAAAAGUUUGAUCCAUUAUUCUUUGAAAUAUCACCAAAAGAUGCAGUUGUUCUUGAUCCACAAGAAAGAAUGAUGCUCACUCUUGCUUAUGAAGCUUUGGAAGAUGCUCAAAUCCCAGUGAGAUCUCUUCGUCAAUCGAAUACUGGUGUAUUUGUUGGUAUUUCAAUCGUUGAUUAUUCCCAACUCCAAGCCAAUUAUUGUCAACUCGAUCCAAGCCCAAAAGUUUUAUGUGACUUCUUGACACAUUCUGUGAUUGCAAAUCGAGUUUCAUAUUGUUUCGAUUUCAGAGGUCCAUCGAUGUGUGUCGAUACUGCAUGUUCAUCAUCAUUAACCUCAACAGAUCUUGCAAUCAAAUACAUUCAAGAUGGUGAAUGUGAUAUUGCAUUAUCAUGUGGAACAAAUGCAAUUUUUGAUCCAAAUACUUCAAGAUUAUAUAAUAAUCUUGGGGUUCUUGGAGAACAUUGUCGUCCAUUUGAUCAAGAUGCAAAUGGAUUUGUUCGAGGUGAAGGAUGUGGUGUUGUUGUUUUGAAGAAACUUUCAUUGGCUGAAAGAGAUGGAAAUCGAAUCUAUGCAGUCAUAAAAGGAAGAGGUGUUAAUGCUGAUGGUCAUUGUAAUAAAGAUACAAUGUCAACACCAUCAAAUACAAUUCAAUCUCAGAAUAUCAAACAAACACUUCAAAGAUCAAAUAUUGAUGCUUCACAAAUCUAUUAUGUUGAAGCACAUUCAACUGGAACUGUUGUUGGUGAUCCAAUUGAAGUGAGUGCAUUGAUUGAUGUAUUCUCUUCAAAUCAUUCACCAGAAAGACCAUUGAAAAUUGGAUCUGUGAAAUCAAAUAUUGGACAUCUUGAAAGUGCUGCUGGAAUAGCGUCACUCAUCAAAGUAUCACUGAUGUUGAAGAAUCGUAAACUUGUUCCAACAAUCAAAUUAUCAAAUUUGAAUUCAAAGAUUCCAUUCAAACAAUCGAAUAUUCAAGUUGUCACUCAAAUUGAAGAUCUUCCAAAAGAUCAAUUGAUUAUGAUGGGAAUCAAUUCAUUUGGAAUUGGUGGAUCAAAUAGUCAUCUCAUUCUUCAAGAAUAUAAAGAUGAUCGCUAUCAUUUUACAAAAAAUGAUACAAACUUUUCAGAUAAUAUGAAUGAUAAAUUUUAUUUGAUUCCAAUCAGUGCAAAUUCAUCAACAUCAAAUGAUAAAUAUUUUGAAUCAAUAAAAGAAUAUCAAGAUAGAAUAUCAUUGAAAGAAUUUGCACUUUAUCAAUCAUUGACAAAAUCAUUCCAUUAUCAAAGAAGAGUGAUCAUUGCAAAAGAUUGGAAUGAUUUCAAUUCAAAAUCAAUUGAGAUUAAUGGUCAGUCGACAAUCAAAGAUUCAAUUGGAAAGAAAUUGAUUUUUGUAUUUUGUGGACAAGGACCACAAUGGAAUCAAAUGGGAAUGAAUCUUUAUGAGAAUGAACCAAUAUUCAAAUCAACAGUUGAUGAAUUAGAUUCAUUACUCAAAGAAUAUUCAGGAUAUAGUCUCAUUGAAAAGAUGAAUCAAAUUCCAAAUGAAUCAAAUGUUAUUCACAAACCAAUUAUUGCACAACCUGCACUAUUCUUAUUCCAAGUUGCAUUGGUUGAACUUUAUAGAUAUUGGGGAUUGAAUCCAUCAAUUGUUUUUGGUCAUAGUUUUGGAGAUAUCACAUCUGCAUAUAUUUCUGGAAAUUUGACAUUAUCAGAUGCAAUCAAAGUUGUUCAUUUGAGAGCAUCAUUCCAAAAUGAAACAAUUGGAUCUGGAAGAAUGUUAGUUGUUGGAAUCAGUUCUGAUCAAUUCAACAAUAAUUAUCAAAAUCAAUUUCCAAAUCUUGAGAUUGCAUGUUUUAAUUCUGAUAAUUCAAUUGUAAUCACUGGAAGCAAUGAUAAUUUAAAUGAAUUCUCAAAACAAUUGAAACAAUCAGAUAUCUAUCAUACAUUCCUCAGAACACCAUGUUCAUUCCACUCAUCACAUCAAGAAGUUAUCAAAGAUAAAGUAAUCAAUGAAAUCAAUGAUUUGAAAUCAAAUCAAUCAACGAUUCCAUGGUAUUCAACAGUAACUGGUGAUUUGAAAUCAGACGGAAUAGAUUCUCAAUAUAUUUAUGAAAAUAUCAGAAAUCCAGUAUAUUUCAAGAAGACAUUGGAUUCAAUUGUCAGAGAUCUCAAAGAUGAUUUGAAAGAUUAUGUUUUCAUUGAAAUAUCACCACAUCCAACAUUAUCUGGAUUGAUAACACAAACAAUUCCAUCUGCAAACGUGAUUUCACCAAUUCAAAGAAACAAAGAUGAACAAUUAUUAUUCAAAUCAUCAUUGGCAACACUUCAUUGUAUUGGUGUCAAUAUUGAUUUCAAAUCACAAUUCAAUCAAUUUGAUAUUUCAAAUCCAAUUUGGAGAGAUAAUGUUUCAAUUCUUCCUCGAUAUCAAUGGGAUUCUGAUAUCUAUUGGAGAGAAACUCAUUUUUCAAGAUCGAAAAGAUUGAAUGGACCAUCAACUUCAAUUCUUGGAAGAAGAUCAGUUUUCAAUGGAAAUGAAUGCUAUCUCUCAGAUAUUGAUAUUGGAAGCAAACCAUUUGAAUAUUUGAAAGAUCAUCAAGUGAAAGAUCGUCCAAUUCUUCCAGGUGCUGCAUAUGUUGAAGCAAUCAUUGAAAUAUUCCAAUCGAAACAACAAGAUAUUCUCAUUGAUAGAUUGGAAUUCAUCAAACCAUUCUUUUUCAAUCAAAAUGGUCAAUCUCAAAAAUUGAUGACAAAUAUUGAAAAGAUUUCAAAAUUUGAAUAUUCAAUUGAUUUCUUCAACAAGAAUUCUGAAUAUUACGACUUGAAUGAUGAAUGGUUCCAAUCUGCAAAAUCAUCAGUUACUCUUCUUCAAAAUGCAAACAAUCAAAUUAUUGAUAUUGAAUCAUUCAAGAAUCAAUGUAAUUUGACAACAUUCACACAAGAAGAAUUAUACAAGAAGACUCUCAGACUUGGACUGAGAUAUGGACCUGCAUUCCAACAUAUUAAAUCGAUUUCGAUUGGAAAUCAAAUGUCAUUUGCAGUUUUACAAACGAAAUCAACAUCAAAUACACCUUCAAAGAUUCUCAAUUCCACAUUGAUUGAUAAUUGUGCUCAAGGACUGAUUGGUAUUAUUGAUGAUAGAAGACACUUUAUUUUCAAAUCAAUUGAUGAAAUGAGAAUCAAUCAUCAAAUUGUUCAAGAAUUGGAAUCAAAUCCACCAGAUCAAUUAUUUUUGUUAACCAAAAUUGUUGAUUACAAUAAUUAUGAAUGUAUUGGAAAUUGUUUACUUAUUCAUCCAAAUGGUCAAUUGAUUUUAGAAAUGAAAAGAUUCACAGUUGGAACAAAUGAAAGAUUGAAAAUGAACAAAAUCAAAUAUCCAAAUGAUGAACUUUUUGAAUCUUUCUAUCAAUUAAAAGAAUCUCAACUUUCAAAUCCAAAUGAAAUCACUCCAUCUCCUCUCGUUGAAGAUUCAAUGAUUUCUCUCAAAAUUAAUGAAUAUAGACCAGAUGCAAUUAAGAUAAUCUUUUCAAUGUUUUCAAAGAAUAUUCCAGAAUUCAAUCUUGAUGAAGUUUUAAAUCAAUCAAUUGAAGAAUCAAUGAUCAGGUUCAAAUUCAUUUCAAACGAAACAAAUAUCAAAUUAUUCUCAAGAAUGAUUGAAAUUUUGAAUGAAGCUAAAGAAUUUUUACAGUCAUGUAAUCUAACAGAUUUAAAGAUAAUCAAUGAUGAUCCAUCAUUAUCCGAAAUUGUUGAUAAAGGAGUUCAAUUAAUAAUUGAAACAUUGCGUGGAAAUGAUGAAUAUGGUCAACAAUUAUUCAAAGAUGGUGUUAUUUCAAAUAUUUAUACAUCUCAAUUCAUUCAAUACUAUUUCAAACAAACAUCAUUCAUUGCAGUGAAAUCUAUUUCAAAAUCAAUCAAACAAUCAAAUUCAAAGAGAAUCAUCAAGAUUCUUGAAAUUGGAGGUGGAACUGGAACAGUAACAAACUAUUUGAUUCCACAACUUGAUGAAAUGUUAUAUUCUCUUGGUGAUCAGAAUCAAGUUGAAGUUGUUUAUACAUUCUCUGAUGUUUCAUCAUUCUUUGUGAAUCCAAUGAAAGAUAAAUAUUCAAAUCAAUUCAAAUUUAAAUCAAAUUUGAAAAUGAAAUUCAAAGUUAUCGAUUUGGAUCAAGAUUUAGUUGAUCAAGGACUUUUGAAAUCAUCAUAUGAUAUGAUUGUAAUGUCUUUGGUUAUUCAUGUUUGUCCAAAUAUCAGAUCUCCAAUUUCAAAUUGUCAUCAAAUUCUUUCACCAAAUGGAAUACUAUUAUUUGCAGAACCUGCUUAUAAAAAUAUCUUCCCUGAAAUGUUUUUUGGUGGAUUCAAACAAUAUUGGAGUUAUAAUGAUGAUAUUCGUGAUCAUUGUGCACUUAAACCAAAUCAAUGGGUUGAAUUACUUUCUGAAGAUGAUCAAUUCAAGAAUAUCAGAAUUUAUGGACCAAAUGAUGAAAAUGGAAAUCAACUUUCACCAGAUGAGGCAAUGAUAUUCAUUAUUCAUUGUCAAAAACCAUUGAUUGAAAAACUCAAGAUCAAUAAUAUUCAACAAUUAUCUAUCAUCAUUGAAGAAAAUCAAACAAUUCCAAUUGAAUAUUUUGAAAGAUAUUCUGAACAAUCGAUAUCAUUGGUUAAAACAAAUGAAAUUGAAUUUAAAUCAGAUAUUCUUAAAAAUUCAACAAAUAUUCUCUUCCUUCCAACAAUUGAACAUCAAUCAAUUGAUAAAUAUCAACAAACAAUUUUUUCAUUAGUUGAAUUAUUACAAAUGUUCACAUAUCAAGAGAAUCAACCUAGAAUCACAACUGUCAUCAAAGAUAAUGAAUCAUCAAAUUAUUUAUCAAACUCAAUUAUUGGACUUUUAAAUACUGCAUUUGUUGAUCAUCGUGAAUUGGAUUUAUUGAUCAUCAGUAUUGAUUCACCAUUGAAAAUUGAAUAUGUUCAUUCAAUAAUGCAAUUAUCACAAAAUAAAGAAUCACUUGGCGAACUUCAUUAUGGUAUCAUCAACAAUCAUAUAAUGGUAUAUAGAGAUUUCAAUAUCAAAGAUGAUAUUUUAAAAUACUCAAAUUCAUAUGAAACAAAUAUUGAAAAUAUAUCAACUUUGGCAAAUUUGAAUCUUGAUUUCAAACUCAGAAACAGAAGAGAAUUGAAACCAAAUGAAAUAGAAUUUGAAAUCAAAUCUGUUGGUUUGAAUUUCAAAGACUAUUUAUUUAAUCAUCAAUUACUUCCACAAGAAUUGAUGACAGGUGGUGAUAUUUAUCAUCCACCUUUUGGAUUAGAAUCGUCAGGUCUUGUUUCAAGAUUGGGAUCAGAUGUGAAAGAUUUCAAAGUUGGUGAUCAAGUUAUUGGAUUACAUACAGUUAAUUCAUUAGCCUCACAUUCAAUAAAUGAUCAAAGAUCCUUUCUUCCAAAACCAAAAGAACUUUCUCAUAAUGAAUGUGCCUCAAUUCCAGUUAUAUAUGCAACUGUGUAUCAUUCAUUGUUUGAAGUUUGUAAUUUCAAUUCAGAGAAAGAUACAAUUUUAAUUCAUGGUGCAACUGGUGGUGUUGGAAUUGCGGCAAUGAAUGUGAUGAGAAUGUUGAAAUGUAAACGAGUUUAUGCAACUGCUGGAUCUCAAGAAAAGAUUGAUUAUCUCAAAUCAGAGUAUUCAGAUAUUCUAAUUGAUGUUUUCAAUUCAUAUUCAAAUGAAUUUGCAGAUAAAAUCAAACAACAAUGCAAAGGUAUUGAUGUUCUUAUCAAUACUUUACCUGUUGAACUUAUGAAAGAGAAUUUCAAAUCAAUGGCACCUUAUGGAAGAAUUGCUGAUUUGGUUGUCACUCAUAUCAUCAAUGAUAAUAGAUUUAGAUAUGGUCAAUUCAGAUAUGAUGUCAAAUACAGUUCUGUUGAUAUACAAUAUUUUUUUAAACAUAGAAUUCAGCAUGGUAGAAAUUUAAUGAAAACUAUCUUGAAUGAUAUAACAAGUGGAAGACUUCAAUUGACACCAAUCAAAGUAUUUGAUGUUUCUGAAACAAAAGAAGCAUUCAAUUUUAUGAAAUUAAGAAAACAAAUUGGUAAAAUUGUUAUUGACUGUUCAAAUAUUCAACAAUCAAUUCUAAAAUCAUUGAUUGAAUCAAAAGAUAGAAAACCAUUACCAAAGAUUGAUUUCAAACUUGAUAUCUCGAAUACAAUCAUUGUCACUGGUCAAAGUGGAUUAUCUCUUGAAUUGGUUCCAUGGCUUGCAAAACAUACAAAUGCAUCUGAUAUUGUUGUUCUUUCAAAAUCAAAAUUGAACAAUCGAUUGAAUCAUAUCAUUAAUUCAACGAAAUCAACAAGAAUCCAUUUCUAUCAAACUGAUAUCACUGAUAUCAAUGAAUUGAAAUCAAGAAUUGAAUCAAUUUCAAAUUCAAUGCCAUCAAUUGAAAUAAUAUUCCAUCUUGCAAUCAUUCUUGAAUCAUUCCCAAUCAAUGAAGUGACAUUCGAUAAUAUCAAGAAAGUUCAUGAUCCAAAAGUUGUUGGAGCACAUAAUCUUCACACAAUAUCAAUUGAUUUAAGAUUACCAUUGAAACAAUUCAUUGUAUUCUCAUCAAUAUCUGGAUUUAGUGGAGAAGCAUCACAACCAUCAUAUAAUUCAGCAUGUCUUGCAGUUGAUGCAUUGUGUAAAUAUCGAAACAAUAUUCUUGGAAUGAAAUCGAAAUCAAUCAGAUUAGGUCCAAUUCUUGGUGAAGGAACUGUUGCUGAAUCUGCUGGAAUCCAAGAAUUCUUCAUUUCAAGAGGAGUUUAUCCAGUUCCACUUUCAAAAUUCUUUGGAGGACUUGAAGUUAUUCUUUCUCAACCUCUUUAUUGUACUCCAAUGAUUUCCAAUAUAACUUCUGUUGGUAGUUAUGAAUAUCAUGAUCAUAGCCAACAUGGAAUAGAUCAUCUGGUAUUAGGAGAAACUGGAAAAUUAAACACAUCUUAUCAGAAUUAUGAUCCACUUGAAACACUUUUGGAAGGUCUUUCCUCAUUACUUUCAAUACCAAAACAAAAACUGGACGCCGAGACACCACUCAAGAAUUUUGGAGUCGAUUCAUUGAUGACAGUUCAAGUUAAAUUCUUUAUAGAUACGAAUAUUGAACAAGAUUUGUUCACAAUUUCACAAAUUCCUAAUUUGACAAUUGGUAGUAUUAUUACAGGAUUAAAUCGCAGAAAUUUAGAGAAAUAA